AUGUCUCUAUUCAAUCCCCACAACACACCUCCUGAACCAAUCCCAGAAUUACCUCUUGCGCCAAUAAUAUGGCUAUCCCAGCCCGCCAAACGCCUCUACUGGACUCUCCAAGGUCCCCUCUCCACAUCCAUCACCGUCAUGCCUCUAGACCUCAACCCUGACGCCCCACGCGAAGCCUACUUCCGCCAAACCCUCGCCGGCACCACCUGGCACCCCAUUUCCGAAUCUCCCCUCACCGAGCCCCCCGUCUCCUCUUUACAAGUCAAGGAAACCAACCUGAGGGACUGGCGCGAUAACUGGUGGACCGGCAACCAGGAGGGUUACGAUGAGGAUGAUGACGAACCGGAGGGGGAGCCGCCUGAGUUUGACCUCCCGCUGGUUGUGACUGCUUCCAAUGGGCGGUAUGUGACGGUGCACGAUUAUGUCACGGCGGUGCAUCCGUGGCUCAUGGAGCAGAGAGAGCAGAUUCUCAAGGCGAGGAAGGUGGUGGAGGAUGAUGAGUAUGAGGCUGUGGGGAAUGAGAGGUUGUUGGUGCAGAUGAAUAAGCCGGCGGAGAUUUGUGCUGAGGAUGAGGAUGAGUGGAAAGAGAUGCUGAGGAAGAGAUUUAGGAAAGGGUGGACGUGA
Messenger RNA from Cadophora gregata, 624 nucleotides. RefSeq lists its product as uncharacterized. The transcript has a single exon. The coding region runs from base 1 to 624 and encodes 207 amino acids. Lineage: Eukaryota; Fungi; Ascomycota; Leotiomycetes; Helotiales; Ploettnerulaceae. The record is from RefSeq and is a predicted model, not a curated record.